Molecule: messenger RNA, 1218 nt
Organism: Emiliania huxleyi CCMP1516
Lineage: Eukaryota; Haptophyta; Isochrysidales; Noelaerhabdaceae
Exons: 1
Coding region: 1-1218 (405 amino acids)
Molecular function (GO): oxidoreductase activity
Source: RefSeq, a predicted model, not a curated record
AUGCCAUCGGCCACAAAGCCACCGGCACCGGCACCGGCACCGGCCUCCCUCGCGGAUCUCCUGCCGGGAAAGCAUGUCGAGGGCGACUGCGGUGUUGACGCGAGCGUGCCGCCCGCCUGGCUCGACCGCGCCAAGUAUGCGCGCGGACUGGCAGCGUACCGCGAGUACUCCUUUGGGAUUGGGCUAACCUUCCACUUUUCCCUUGUCCUGGGCUUCACCAAUAGGGCGCUCGUCCACAUCCUCGAAGACUCGGGCGGCUCUGGCACGCCGCCGCAAGCAUUAAACCGCUACCUUGACACGGGGAAGCACAUCACCUGCUGGCUCACCGGCGACGUUUUCGGGACCAGCGACGCCGCGUACAAGAGUGUCGAGCAGGUGCGAGACAUCCACAAGGCUGUCCGCAAGGCGCAGGAGGCCCAUGGCAAGACGCUCAUCAUCAACCAGUAUCAGCUCCCAAUCACGCAGAUGGCGUUCGUGGGCAUGGUCGCGCUCGUGUCGGACAAGCUCGGGUUCGCACUCAGCGAGAGCCAGCUUGAGGGCUACGUGUACCUCUGGCGGUGCAUUGGCCGCCAGUUAGCCGUCGAAGAUAGGUUCAACCUCUGCGGAGGCGGCGCGGAGCGCGUGAGGGCAAUCACCAGGGAGGCCAACAAGAGCGUGGUGUUCCCGCAGGCGGCAAAGCCUUGCAAGGCGUUCUACGACAUGGCCGACGCUUACAUUGGCGGCAUGAACCUGCUUUUCUGCGGCCUCCCGCUUCUAUCGGUGCGCUCCACCAUUGCGGUCUCGUACUACGCCGCUGACAAGUGGGACGAAAUGCCGUUCGAGCUCUCGGCGCUCGACUACGUCCGCUAUCUUAACUAUCGCUUCCUUUUUGUCGCGAUGCGGUGGCUGCCCUUCUUCCAGCGCCUUGCGAGCGCCUUGCUCGUGGCGAUCUGCCUCGCGCAGCGAGAGUGUCCGUCUGGCCCACCGUCUUCGUGCCCCCUUGGUGGUGCUCCGGCCGGCAUCUGCCCCGAGCUCCACCCAGCGGGUGGCUGCCCGGGCGACCCUCGACCGCUGGGCGCCAAGACGCGGGCUCUCAGAGCCAUGCUCCUCACCCUCGUGUUGGGCAGCGUGCUGUUGGUCUGGCUCUCCACGGCCUUGCUGCUGCUGAUCGCCGUGCUCGCCGCCAUGUGGACCGGGCUGGCGCUCUCCGGCCUGUCGGCUGCGGCGCUGCUGGCGUAG